Messenger RNA from Pezoporus flaviventris, 2269 nucleotides. Its product is annotated as glycerol-3-phosphate acyltransferase 3-like. Gene Ontology annotation, cellular component: endoplasmic reticulum. Lineage: Eukaryota; Metazoa; Chordata; Aves; Psittaciformes; Psittacidae. Gene Ontology annotation, biological process: triglyceride biosynthetic process. The transcript has 13 exons. Gene Ontology annotation, molecular function: glycerol-3-phosphate O-acyltransferase activity. The record is from RefSeq and is a predicted model, not a curated record. The coding region runs from base 320 to 1525 and encodes 401 amino acids.
UGUGCUUAGGCUCAUUGCUGAGGCGUCUCAUUAGCACAGUCACUACACCUCCCUGGUGUGCUCCACUUCACCCACCUUUCCUGCCUCAAAUCAGAUCCCAGAAACUACCUCCACCCUCCCGCCUACGAAGUUUUUUAGUGCCCAGCUGACACACAUACCAGUCCCCUGUGCCGAGGCUGAAGGCAGCUCUUCAGAGAUGUGCUGCCUUGUGCCAGAGGGUCAACACCCACUUACCCAGCUUUCUACUCUAUGGCACCCUAGGGAACGUGUUAGCAGGGCAGGCUGCUCGAGGAAGAGACCAGAAAUGAGAAUGUAAGGAAUGUUAGCUAAACACAAAUGGUGGGCCACCCUGCAGAUCGAGGAGGGAGUAAAAAAGCAGAAGGCGAUGGCACUUGAAAAUUUAAUCUCCACUGGGAUCAUCCAGAGAGAGAAAACCUCCAUGGAAGAGGAGCUUGCUGGCCAGCGUGGAGGGUGCUUCAACCUUGCUGAUGUUAUAUACUUCUUCAAGAAGGGGUGUGAGGCAAUUGCAGAAGAUGAAGUCACCCAGCGGUUCUCCUCUGAGGAACUGGUGUCCUGGAAUCUCCUCAGCAGAACCAAUGCUAACUUGCACCAUGUCAGCUGGCAGCUGACUGUUGUGUGGGUCAUUGGGAUCUUAAUUCGGUAUUGCCUCCUGAUGCCCUUUCGCAUCUGCUUGGCUGUUUUCACCAUCCUCUUGCUAAUAUCAGCCACUACAGUAGUAGGACAGUUUCCUAAUGGGAGAGUUAAACACUGGCUGGCCAACCAGGUUCAGAUGAUAUGUGCCACAUUAGGUAUCCGAUGCCUGAGUGGACUUGUUCAUUUCCACAACAGAGAAAACCGACCACAGGAAGGUGGCAUCUGUGUAGCCAACCACACAUCUCCAUUAGAUGUUCUAAUCCUGGCCAGUGAUGGAUGCUAUUCCCUGGUUGGCCAGACACAUGGAGGGUUUUUGGGACUUAUUCAAAAAUCUUGCAUGCAAGCCACUCAGCAUGUUUUGUUUGAACGCUCAGAAAUGAAAGACCGUCAUCUGGUGAGGAAAAAAAUUAGAGAACACAUUGCAGAUAAGGCCAAAUUACCCAUUUUAAUUUUCCCAGAAGGUACCUGCAUAAACAACACAUCAGUAAUGAUGUUUAAGAAGGGAAGCUUUGAGGUAGGAGGAACCAUCCAUCCGGUAGCAAUCAAGUAUGACCCCCGCUUUGGAGAUGCAUUCUGGAACAGCACAAAGCAUUCCAUGAUGACCUAUAUUUUUAAUAUGCUUACCAGCUGGGCUAUUGUCUGUAAUGUGUGGUACCUGCCACCAAUGGUCAAAGAGGAAGAAGAAGAUGCUGUUCGCUUUGCCAACAGAGUCAAGGCUGUCAUUGCUGCUCGAGCAGGAAUGUCUGUUCUUCCUUGGGAUGGGGGACUGAAAAGGAAAAAGGUCAAAGAGUCUUUCAAGGAAGAGCAACAGAAAAAAUACUGCCAGUUGGUAAUAGAAAAUGGAUCUGUGGGAAAUGGAAAUGUUUGUUAAAUGCUGUGCAAGCUACACAGACAAGUUGCAUCACCAUCUUAGAGAAGCCUGUGGCUCUGUCUUCUUCAAGAUGACAAACUACUGUUUACCACUUAACGUGUCUUCCUUUCAGAUCCUUACCCAAUGGGCCUUGCACUUUUAAUUGACUGGGUGGCCUCUUCUCCAAAAGAAAUAUGAGGGCCUUCAGAUAUGGCUAAUCAGUGUAGGGGAGACCUACACUGUAAAGCACAGCCUUGCUUUGUAACUUGGUGCUGCUUUCUGAUACCUACAUAUGAAUCAUCUAAGUGAUGUUAACUGUUGCUGGAUUCCCUAAUUCUCUUGACUCCAAAUGUUUUUUUCUACAGCUAUGUCUUAUCUUUGGGAAUGUCUGAAAUGCUCUUCUCUCUCCAACUUCUGCUGACCUGCUUUACGUUAUUGGCAGACCCAUCUUUUUCUUGACUCGCUGUUUUUUAAGAUGCGUUUCAGUAAUUCUACAUCCAUGCAGGACGAGAAAUGUGAGCAGCAUGCCAUCUAGUGGCACCUAGUUAGCGGUAGCGAUCUCUCCCUUGCAGGGUUGCCUAAUUCCGAGGAAUUAAUCUUUCAUUUCUCCUACAUUUCCAGGAAAACAUGAAAACGUAGAAAUAACUCCGUAUAUCCCAAACACAGGAUCUUUGAUUAUCAGUCAUGGUGUACCACCAGCAAAGCAUGUGCUUGUUCUAAGUUUCAGCAGCCUGUGUUCUGUGCAGUUUCCCCAGGCUGCCUCUU